GCGUCAUCUCCGGGCGACGGUAGAAUUCAGCUUCGCGCCAAUCAGUUGAAGGAUUUCACGACUUUCCUUGCAACUAAACUGACCAUAAACUACGAGAAAGCCUGUUCACCAUGGACAUCAGGCGGUUCUUUCCACCGGCUGCUGCCAAGCCCGCGGUGCAGAAACCAGCUUCAAAUGGAAAGAUCAAAACAGAAGAGAGGAAGAAGAAUCAUCCCUCUUCAGACGAGGAAGUGAAAAAAAACAAGAAAGAGACCGCCAAGGUGAAAAGCUCCAAAGCAGAGGAGAAACGCAAGGACAGUGAGAAGAAACGUAAGAAGCGUGCAGUCAUAGAGUCAGACUCUGAGGAUGAGGAGCCAAGGAGCAAAUCAAAGAAAUCCCCCAAGGAGAAACAGAAGACAAGCAAAAUGGAGCCACCUCCCAAAAAAGACCCCGUGCAGUAUGUCUCUGAAACAGACUCAGACAGCGACAACUUUCAGUCCCUAAAGAAGGCCGCCAAACCUAAGCAGAAUGGCAUGGACAAACAGACAAAGUCUGAUGGCGGGAGUGCUCGUCCAGGAGCCAAAGAGGGGCUGAAGUCUCCUUUCAAGCCCUCCUCCACACAGGGGAAAACUGCGGUGAAGUCUCCUCCUGUUCCCGUCACCCCUAAGUCAGCCUCGCCUCCUCAGCCCAAAAAAACCCCCACCUCAGUAUUCGACUACUUCGGCAGUGCGACUAUUCAGCGUUCCGAUAAGAAGCUCGUAGCCAGCACCAAACGGAAGGCUCCGACUCAAGACACAGAUGAUCAGAUCAGUGAGGAAAUCGCCAGACAGCUGCAGAUGGAGGAGGACAUGGAGCUGGAAAAGCAGAUCCACGAGGACGAGGAGUUUGCUAGAACUCUGGCCAUGCUGGACGAAGAGCCUCAAGCGAAGAAGGCUCGAAAAGGCUCUGAUGAAAAACCAGCCGCUACCACAUUUCCCAAAAAGAGCAGUACAGUCUCUGCCAGCACGAGCAGCCCGUCAAAGACCAACCAGAGGGGCAGCAAGUCGGAGGAUGUGAUUAGUCCGUCUCCGAGGAAAAUCCCCGCCCCUGUCAAAGCCAGCUCCAAACUGGCCAUGAUGAAGAAAAAGGAAGAAAAGACAGAUGAAGAGCCAAAGAGCAAAACACCAAUUUCGCCCACAAAAAUAAAAAUCUCUCCCAAAAAGGAGCCGAUUGCUUCGUCGAGCUCAGACAAGAAGCUCACUCCCAAAGUAGGAAUCACACCCAUCACAGUUAAAACUUCUCCCAAGAAACCAGAGAGCACAAGUACAAGCCCUGACAACGCAGAGAAGAGGAAGAUCAACGCUUCAGCUUUUAGGAACUUCCUCAACAGGGAUGGACCACGAGCUCUGGGCUCCAAGGAAAUCCCACAGGGUGAAGAGAACUGUUUGGAGGGCUGUGUGUUUGUGCUGACGGGGGUCUUGGAGUCCAUGGAGAGGGACGAUGCCAAAUCCCUUAUCGAGCGCUAUGGAGGCAAAGUGACGGGCAACAUCAGCAAGAAGACCACGUACCUGGUGCAGGGCAGAGACAGCGGAGUCUCGAAGCUCGAGAAGGCGGAGAGUCUCGGUACCAAGAUCCUGGAUGAGGAUGGUCUGUUGGAGCUGAUCAGAACAAAACCAGGAAAGAAGUCCAAGUAUGAGAUUGCUGCGGAGGCAGAGAGCAAAGCCUCAAAGACCAGGACUCCUCCCAGCAAGGCAUCAAAGAGCACCCCCCAGUCCCAGAAGAUCUCUCCCUCCAAGGGUAAUUCCAGGUCUCCACACACCCCGAGCCCGUCAAAGACCGGCCUGGGACAAGGCCACAGUGCCCGGAACAGAGAUGGCCGCACCCCACCUGGGAGAGGCUCAGGUCACACAGCCCGGAGGGAGCUUGGCCUUUCCUCCUCAGCUUCUUCAUCAUUAGCCCCAGGAACAUCAUCAUCCCCAUCACCAACAGGAGAGGACGCCAGUCUGCUGUGGGUGGACAAGUACCGCCCCCGCUCUCUGAAGACAGUGAUUGGCCAGCAGGGAGACCAGAGCUGUGCCAAUAAGCUGCUCCGCUGGCUGCAGAACUGGCACAAACACCACAGUGGGGGCUCUUCCAAGCCACCAGUAGCGAGGUUUGGUAAGUUCGGAGGAAAAGACGAUGGAUCAGGAUACAAAGCUGCUUUGCUCUCUGGACCUCCGGGUGUGGGGAAGACCACCACAGCUGCCCUGGUCUGUGAGGAGCUGGGCUUCAGCUAUGUGGAGAUGAACGCCAGCUGCACUCGCAGCAAAAACAGUCUGAAGGAAGUUGUUGCAGAGUCACUUAACAACACUAGCAUCGAGAACUUCUACAAAGGCACGUCUCAGAAGGUCACCAGUAAACACGUUCUGAUCAUGGAUGAGAUUGAUGGCAUGGCUGGCAACGAGGACCGUGGAGGAAUCCAGGAAAUGAUCAGCUUGAUCAAAAAUUCAAAGAUUCCCAUUAUCUGCAUGUGCAACGAUCGUAACCACAUGAAGAUCAGGUCACUGGCGAACUACUGCUUUGAUCUGCGCUUCCAGAGGCCGCGAGUGGAACAGAUCAAGGGAGCCAUGAUGUCCCUCGCUUUCAAAGAGGGAAUCAAGAUCCCACCCUCAGCUCUCAACGAAAUAAUCCUAGCCUCGAAUCAGGAUGUCCGUCAGGUUAUCCACAAUCUGAGCAUGUGGUCGGCCAAAGACAAAGUGAUGACGUACGACCAGUGCAAGUCUGACGCAGCCAGCGCCCGCAAGGACAUGAAAAUGGGGCCGUUUGAUGUUUGCAGAAAGGUGUUUGCGGCUGGGGAGGAGACUGCCCAUAUGAGCCUCAUCGACAAGUCUGACCUCUUCUUCCAUGACUACUCGUUAGCGCCGCUCUUUGUCCAAGAGAACUACCUGCAUGUUCGGCCAAAGGCUGCUGGUGGCGACCUGAAGUCCCACCUCAUGCUGCUGAGCAAGACAGCUGACUCCAUCUGUGAUGGAGAUCUGGUGGACAGACGGAUCCGCUCUGGGCAGAACUGGUCGCUGCUGCCUACCCAGGCCAUCUAUGCCAGCGUGUUACCAGGCGAGCUCAUGAGAGGCUACAUGAGUCAGUUCCCCACCUUCCCCAGCUGGCUCGGCAAGAACUCCUCCACCAGUAAACAUUCCCGCAUCGUCCAGGAGCUAGCCUCACACAUGGGUUUAAAGACGAUGAGCAGCAGACAGGCAGUGAACCUGGACUACCUGUACUACCUGCGGCAGGCGCUGCUGAGCCCACUUCAAAGGCACGGAGCAGAGGGUGCUGGAGAAGCCGUGCAGCUGCUGGACAACUACCAGCUCAUCAAGGAGGACGUGGACAGCAUCAUGGAGAUCAGUGUAUGGGGUGGACAGCCAGACCCGUACUCCAAACUGGAUGGCAAGGUGAAGGCAGCGUUUACAAGAGCCUACAACAAAGAAGUUCACUUGACGCCGUACUCUCUGCAAGCAGUGAAGAAGGGCCGCCGUGGUGGUGGUGGCGGCGGCGAGGGGGAGUUGGGGUUGGAAGGAGAGGACAUAAACAACGAAGAGCAGGAGUCUGAGGAUGAGGGUCUCAAAACAGACGCCAUGAUCAAACAGAAGAAGGCCAAAGCCACCAAGGAGUCAAAGAAGGAGAAGGAGGAUUCUGGGAAAGACAAAGGCAAGGGGAAAGGCAAAGGCAAGGCCAAGAAAUGACCAAUGAUCAGAGGAGAAAAACUGUCCUGGUCUGCCUCCCUCCGCCCCCACAGACUGUAAUAUUCUUUCUCUGCACUUGCAACAAUCCUCAAAUGAGCAUCACAAAGUAGUGAAACUGGUCUUGACCUGUGCAGGUAACUCACCUGUCCCUCAUCAGACACUUGACUCUAACUGCACUAAGAGAUGUCCGUACGUUUUUUUUUAACAUCCUGUCACGAUUCCAUCAGUGUCUCCAUAUUGAACAAAUGAUGAAUGUUUUCUGCUUGUUCCAACCAUUAUCAUGUGUGUACAUCUCAAUAGUAACGUGUCUCAUCAGGAGUGUAGUGCAUUUCUUCAGUUAUCAGUUUGUGGUCCAGGUGUCGAGGCUGUAAAUAACACGACUCUGAUGUAUAAGACUGUUACUUUUUGCUAUGACGACAAUGUAGAGAUGCUUUAGCUGUACGGUUAGCACUGAUGCUCCUGUAAAUUGCAAUUUUGUAAAAACUUUGAUUAGGAUAAAUAGAAAAAAGUUACACUCA
Molecule: messenger RNA, 4195 nt
Organism: Epinephelus fuscoguttatus (brown-marbled grouper)
Lineage: Eukaryota; Metazoa; Chordata; Actinopteri; Perciformes; Serranidae
Gene: rfc1
Product: replication factor C (activator 1) 1
Exons: 23
Coding region: 111-3677 (1188 amino acids)
Biological process (GO): DNA replication; DNA repair
Cellular component (GO): DNA replication factor C complex; nucleus
Molecular function (GO): ATP binding; DNA binding; DNA clamp unloader activity
Source: RefSeq, a predicted model, not a curated record